This is a messenger RNA of Cladocopium goreaui, 3054 nucleotides long. The record is from the annotation of a GenBank genome assembly. Lineage: Eukaryota; Dinophyceae; Suessiales; Symbiodiniaceae.
UGGAGGCAGCUUGGCAACUGAGCAGUUGGGAUCGAUUGACAGAAGCACUUCAGGCCCAGGAUCAGAUUGACACGAAGGACUUUCAGGUUCAGUUGGGUGACAUCUUGCUGCAACUUCACGAGCGCAAUGAAGUGAAACUCCAACAACGUCUCCAAGAAACAACUGUCGAGGUCGCCCAUGCUGCCUCACUAGCAGCACAAGAUUCGUACACGAGGGCCUACCAGCACCUCCUGCGCCUUCAUUUGCUCUCUGAUUUGCAUUGGUUGACACAGAAGCAACAGGAGCCUGGCAUUGCUCAAAACCUCCUCACACGAUGUGACAUGUCCAGGCCGUCUUUUGGUGCAAGACAAGCAUUGCUUGGGCCACUAAAAGUGGCACUACAGGACAUGAAUCUCCGAGACGAAGCAAAGGCAGUCGAAUUGGCAUUUUCUCGGCUUUGUCGGAAACAUGGCGAGCCCGUUGCAAUGGAACAUCCAGACACCAGCUUUCAAGGCACCUCAAAUGAACUCCGCGCGUCUGCGCAGCUCGAAUGGGGUAAGAUCCUGUACGCGAGUGGUGCCAAGCACGAUGCUCUGCGACACAUGCUGCAGCUCUCCAGCUCUUGUCCUCGCGCGCAGCUCUUGGGUGCACGUUGGGCUGCCGAUGCUUCGCUGCUGCUUCCUCGUGUUGCAGAAGCCGAAUUUCAACAGGCAAAGGAGAGGCUGAACAAUGAGGCUGCUUUCUUCCACCAUGCAUCUUAUUUGGACUACCUCCUCAAGAGUCAGAUUAGCGAAGCUGCUCGAAGCAUGUCACAAUCUGCUCCAGCCGUCAAAAAGCUUCGGACAGCAGCGCAUGCCCCUUUUGACAGAAAGAAUUUGGUGACGUUCACCUUCCGCGGCUAUUUACAAGCCUUGCAGAGGGGUACCAAGCGACUUCACUUCAUUUUGAAUCGUCUCUUGCAGCUGGCAUGGGAAUGCUGUGAGGUGGACGUUCAAAAGCAAGAUAUGGUUGCAGAGUUUCAGCAAGAGGCCGCGAAAAUACCACCUUGGAUGUGGUACUCUGUACUCUCUCAGCUGAUCAGUCGUGCUCUUCAUCCUGACUUGAAGAAGACAUUCACUGACAUCAUCAAGAAUGUGACCAAAGAAUAUCCUCAGCAAGCAGCCUGGCACCUGGUGCAGCUCCUGAAUUCCACAAAUCCGGAUGAUCGGAGUCAUAGAGAGCUGGGCCAAGAUAUUGUGAGCGACGUUGGGAGGCAGAAACAUGACCUUCACAUCUUGCUCACGACAAGACGGAAGAUUGCAGAGGACUUUGGAAAGCUGGCAAGCACGACGGGCGAAUCCAUCUCCAUACACUUUGCAAGGGACUUCCCUCGCCUCGUUGGCAAUGGAACACAGGCAGAAAAAUGGCAAGUUUUGGUGCCGCUGCAGAGCCAGAUGACAGCCACGAUUCCAAGGCUUGAUGGCUCUGCGCUACGGGAUGCAAACGGCAACCAUUUCUUCCCAGAUGUAAUUUUGUCCACUAGGUGUUUGGAGCAGGUGGAGGUUUUCAGAUCAAAGGAAAAACCCAAGAAAGUCAUCUUCUUGGGCUCCGAUGGUCGGCAAUAUCCUUUCCUUUGCAAAGCAGAGAAGCGGGGAGAUUUGCGCAAGGAUUCACGCUUGAUGGAGUUUGCGGCAAUGGUCAAUCAACUCUUGGCAAAGAGCCCUGAUGCAAAUCGCAGGAACUUGGCUGUUCGAACAUUCCAUGUCGUCAUCAUUUCGGAGAAGUGUGGCCUACUGGAAUGGGUGCCAAACACCAAAGGCCUACGACACGUUAUUGAUGAUCUUUGGAAAACUCGCAAGCAUGCUCGUCCAAGCCUGCCUCAGAUAAAAGACAUGUUUGAUCGCAGCAAGGAUCCCUACGAGACCUUCACCAAGCAAGUCCUGCCUCGCCAUCCUCCAGUGCUUCACAAGUGGUUCCUGAAGUGCGGAGACCCCUCGGUUUGGUUUGCGAAGCGAGUACUGUUCAGCCAGUCCCAGGCGCUCUGGUCCAUGCUUGGUUAUUUGGUGGGCCUUGGCGAUCGUCACGGCGAAAAUAUUCUGCUCGACACUGACUCUGGAAGGCUUGUACAUGUUGACUUCGACUGCCUUUUUGGCAAAGGUCUGCUCUUGGAACGGCCAGAAAUGGUGCCUUUCCGUUUGACCCAGAAUUGCGUUGCUGCCAUGGGUAUCACUGGCGUUGAAGGUAUUUACCGGCAAUGUUGCGAAGUGACAAUGGAGGUUCUUCGAGAUCGUGGCAACACCCAAACCUUGCUCUCUGUGCUUCACGUGUUUGUGGCUGAUCCGUUGCUGGAAAUAACAAAAAAGGUGGCAGCCUCUGAGUUGGCGGAACACCGAGUUCAGACAGCAAGAUACACCAUCAGCGAAGUCGAGAAAAAAUUGAACGGGAUGCUCAAUGUUGGUGCAGCAGUCGAGCCUAGCAAAGACAAUCGGGAGUCGGUGCUUUCCAAAGAUGAGCGCAAGCAGAGUGCUCUGGGUCGCGACAGAGGUGUUGGUCUUUCUGUGAAGGGGCAAGUUGACGAACUCAUCAAGGCUGCAACAUGCAAGCGAAACCUGAGCGAGAUGUACGUAGGCUGGCAACCAUGGCUUUGACGCCGACUUGUGAAUCGAGGCAAAGCCUCCAUGGCCAAGGAGUUUGCCAUGAAACAUUGUGGCCAGGUGUGGCAAGUUCUCUGCCAGCGCAUUGUGUUUGGCAGGAACGUGACUUUGUGACAGAGUCACUUUCCAGGACGAUCUAGGAAACGCCUUGCCCCCAUCUGAAAUUUGGCAAUGGGCCAGAAAGCCAUAGGAAGCAAUGGAAAGCCAAAGAAGCAACGUUGCUUUAGGGAGCUUCAGUGUUUCCAGUAUCUUGGACUAAAACGUCGGUUUUUUCAUGCGUUCUUCUGCUUCACUACAGUGCUGACCGUGACAGCAAGCCUGGCUUUGGACACUUUGGAUGUCCUUGCUCAAGCUUUUCAGGACAAAGCCUGAAAAAGUAGGGGGAGAUGUACAUAGUCACAACAAUGGAACUGGAUUAGCUGCCUGUCAAUCCAAUAGUGUC